CAUGUGACAGAGUGUUGUUGGUUUGCUGGGCUUCCUGGUUUCCGUGAUCAUGUGAAUACUACAGCUAGCCGUCCCGGUCAUACACACUACCCCAGUUUGGGCACUCGACACCCCGCUACAGCCUGCGCUGGUUCCCACUAGCUACUCUAUGGCGGAUGGAGAGCGUAGCCCGUUGCUUUCGGACCAGCACGACGGGACGAAUGGUUCCUCGUAUGGCUUUUCCCCGAGGCCACAGAGUUUCCCUCCAUUCCUCAGCCCCAGUGCCCCUCCAUUCCUCAGCCCCAGUGCCCCCCCUCCAGUCCUGUUCGGUGAAGCCCCGCCUCCCUACUCUCCCCUGGGCAGCCCAGACAUUGGCAGCUCCCCCAUCAUCAGUUGCAGGGUGUGUCAGAGUGCCAUCAACGUGGAGGGAAAGACACACCAACACGUAGUCAAGUGUGUCAUCUGCAAUGAGGCUACGCCUAUAAAGAAUGCUCCUGCAGGGAAGAAGUAUGUCCGCUGCCCCUGUAACUGUCUCCUCAUCUGUAAAGUCUCCUCCCAGAGGAUCGCCUGUCCCCGACUAUACUGUAAGCGUGUCAUGAACUUGGGUCUGGUGCCUGCUGCAGGAUCGGGUUCAGGCAGUCCAGAACCUCAACAACUCGCUGGCGUCAGAGUGGUCUGUGGACACUGCAGAAACACAUUCCUGUGGACUGAUUUCUCAGACAGAACGUUAGCCAGAUGCCCCCAUUGCAGAAAAGUCUCUUCUGUUGGCCGGCGGUACCCCAGGAGGCGGGGCUUGUGGUGUUUCCUGUUGUUUUUGGUUUUCUCUGGCGGCACGGCAGGACUAGUGGUGGGAACGUGUAAAUCAGCCUUGCUCAACAGAGGGAUCUAUGCCUCCUGGGUCUUCCUGAUUCUCCUGGCUGUACUGAGCAUGUGCAGAAUGAUCUACUGGGGCUGUCUGAAGAUCAGC
Messenger RNA from Oncorhynchus nerka (sockeye salmon), 946 nucleotides. Its product is annotated as type I phosphatidylinositol 4,5-bisphosphate 4-phosphatase-A-like. The record is from RefSeq and is a predicted model, not a curated record. Lineage: Eukaryota; Metazoa; Chordata; Actinopteri; Salmoniformes; Salmonidae. Gene Ontology annotation, molecular function: phosphatidylinositol-4,5-bisphosphate 4-phosphatase activity. The transcript has 8 exons. Gene Ontology annotation, biological process: phosphatidylinositol dephosphorylation. The annotation marks the transcript as partial. Gene Ontology annotation, cellular component: late endosome membrane; lysosomal membrane; plasma membrane.